UCUGAAAAGUUUCCAACAUGGCGGACGAUAGUGCAAGUUCUGGUGAUGCAGCUGGAGAGACGUGGAUUCCAGCUUCUAGAAGACCUGAUGGCACAUGGCGUAAGGCUCGUAGAGUGAAGGAGGGUUAUGUCCCACCAGAUGAAGUGGCAAAGUACGAAAGUAAAGGAAAACAAUGGGCCAAUAGUUUUUCGAAAUUACCGCCUGGUGUACACGAGGAAGAAAACAAACAGCUCACGAAAAACCAGAAAAAACGUAAGAAUAAAAAGAAAGAGGAGAGUGAACAUCAAAGAUGUGAAGUCGAGGAAGUUACGGAAAAAUUGCAAAGUGCUACAGUUUCUAGAACCGCGACUGCAGCGGGCACAGUAUACACUAGCAACCCGGACGAUCUAAAAUUAAAACGUGUCAAGAAUCUCAGAAAGAAAUUGCGACAGAUUGAAGAAUUACAAGAAAAAAUUGACUCAGGAGAGGUAGUAAAUCCAGAAGCUACACAGUUAGAAAAGCUUUCGAGAAGGGAAGAGAUUGAAAAGGAACUUGCAGAGUUAGAACAGGAAGCAUGAGACACUGAAUGUUUUGAUAGCACCACAAUAAGACUAGCUUCAAAGAAGAUUUGCUACUGUUUUAUUACUGUUUGAAAUCAAAUUAAAAUGCUUAGAGUUUUAUUUUC
This is a messenger RNA of Pocillopora verrucosa, 664 nucleotides long. RefSeq names its product partner of Y14 and mago-like. Gene Ontology annotation, biological process: exon-exon junction complex disassembly. Lineage: Eukaryota; Metazoa; Cnidaria; Anthozoa; Scleractinia; Pocilloporidae. Gene Ontology annotation, molecular function: RNA binding. The record is from RefSeq and is a predicted model, not a curated record. Gene Ontology annotation, cellular component: cytoplasm; exon-exon junction complex.